Molecule: messenger RNA, 2956 nt
Organism: Clupea harengus (Atlantic herring)
Lineage: Eukaryota; Metazoa; Chordata; Actinopteri; Clupeiformes; Clupeidae
Gene: esf1
Product: ESF1, nucleolar pre-rRNA processing protein, homolog (S. cerevisiae)
Exons: 14
Coding region: 192-2621 (809 amino acids)
Biological process (GO): rRNA processing
Cellular component (GO): nucleus
Molecular function (GO): RNA binding
Source: RefSeq, a predicted model, not a curated record
AUGUAGAGAACGUGAAACGAGGGCAUGUCGGGAAAACACGUGGAGAGAAGUGUAUUUUCACGCAGCUGACCCUGUCGUAGUGGGAUUUCAUUACUGUUUGCAAGCUUUUUGACAACAUAUAUCUAAUGUAACCACAAACGUGAGUACAGUAUAACAGGUAAUUUAGCAAGCACUAAAACAGAACCACAGACAUGGCUUCCGAGAAGAACCAGGGCGGCGAUGACGACCGCUUUCUCAAGGUGAAGAAGGACCCGCGCUUCUGGGAGAUGCCUGACAAGGAGCGCAAGAUCAAGAUUGAUAAGCGGUUCCAGUCUAUGUUCCACGACGACCGUUUCAAACUAAAAUAUACCGUCGACAAGCGUGGUCGACCGGUCAACCACACCUCGUCUGAGGAUCUGAAGCGGUUCUACAAACUGUCAGACUCUGAUUUCUCCGAUACUGAGCUGGAGAAGCAAGAGGGAAAGAAAAAGAAGGAGAAGAAGAAAAAGAAGGCAUCCAAAGCAGAGUUAGAGGAGAUUCAAGACGAAGAGGCGGAGGAAGAAGAGGAUAAAGAUGUAAAGACUUUAAAGAAAGACAAGAAAACCUCCAAACCAAAAGACACCCCACUCCUCAAGACGGUGCAGCCAACUAGAGGCGUUAAAGUCUACGAGGAAGGCGAGGAGGAGGAGGAGGAGCCAAGUGAAAAAGGAGAAGAAGAUGAUGAUUCUGGUGAUGAUGAUAUGGAGGGGGGUGUAUCAGAAGAUAGUGUGCAGGAAGGGGAGGGUGAAGAGGAUGACGAAGAGGAGGAUGACGAAGAAGAAGAUGAGGAUGAUGAUGAAGACACAGGUUCUGAGUCUGAGGUUGAGAGCGACGGUGACAGCGGCCCUGAUCUGGCCAGAGGGAAAGGCAACGUGGAGACCAGCUCAGACGAAGAUGAGGACGACGUGGAGGACAUCCUCCGUCGCGAGGGAGAGGAGAUCGUGCACGACUGGGGCGAGAUGUGGAAGGAUGCCCCUCGUGCUGAUGAGCUUUCCAGACGGCUGGCGGUGUGCAACAUGAACUGGGACCGGAUGAAGGCCAAAGACCUGCUGGCCCUGUUCAACUCCUUCAAGCCCAAAGACGGCGUGAUCCUCUCUGUGAAGAUCUACCCCUCUGAGUUUGGGAAGGAGCGCAUCCACGCAGAACAGACCCAGGGCCCUCUGGAGCUCACCGCGCUCCCGGAAGACUUUGACGACGACGCCGACACGGAGGAGAAAAAGUUGUACAGAGAGCGGAUCAGAGACUACCAGUUCAAGCGUCUGCGGUACUACUACGCGCUGGUGGAGUGCGACACGGUGACCACGGCAACGAAGGUCUACGAGGAGUGUGACGGCUUCGAGUACGAGAGCAGCUGCUCCACCCUAGACCUGCGGUUUGUUCCAGAUGACAUGAUCUUUGAGGACGAGCCCACAGACGAGGCUGUUGAUGUCGACCUGGCGAGCUACCAGCCCAAAAUCUUCAGCUCCACUGCCACCACCACUGCUAAGGUGGAGCUCACCUGGGACGAGACGGACCAUGAUCGUGUCACGGCUUUCAGCAGGAACUUCAACAAGGAUGAGCUGCUGGACAUGGACUUCAAGACCUACCUGGCAUCCUCAAGCGAGGAAGAGGAGGAGGAAGUGGAGGUGGAAGAGGAGCAGACUGAGGAAGUCCCCGAGGCUCCGGAGCCAGUGGUCGAGAGCAGAGAGGCGACACCGAGGGAGAGCAGGAAAAAGAGGAGCAAGGAGGACCAGAUCCUCAAGUACCGAGAGCUGCUGCAGGGCAUCCAGCAGAAGGAGCGCGACAAGGAGCGGGAGCACGACAUGGAGAUGGAGAUCACCUGGGUGCCAGGUCUGAAGGAGAAGACUGAGAAGCUGGUGAAGAAGAAGAUGGAAGUGAAGGAACAACUGACGCCAUGGGAAGAGUACCUGCAGAAGAAGAAAGACAAGAAGAUAGAGAAGAGGAAAGCUAAACAGGAGGCUGCAGAAGCUGAGAUCAGCGAUGACGAGCUUCCUGCUGACGUGGACUUCAACGACCCCUUCUUCUCCGAGGAGCUCGGCACAUCCGCUCCUAAGGGCAAAGGCAAGGGCAAGAAGAACAGGAAGGAGGAAGAAGAGAAGACGCCAGAAGAGGAAGAGGAGAUCGAGAGGCGGAAGGCCGAGAUGGCUCUGUUGAUGGAUGACGACGAGGACGAGAAGCACAAGCACUUCAACUUUGACAAGAUCGUGGAGGAGCAGAACCUGAGCAAGAAGAAGAGGAAGAAGCUGCUGAAGAGCAACACACCGCUGGAGGAGGACAACUUCCAGAUGGACCUGAAGGACCCGCGGUUCGACGCCAUGUUCACAUCGCACCUGUACAACCUGGACCCGUCCGAACCGGGCUACAAGAAGACCAAAGCCACACAGAGCUUCCUGGACGAGAAGCAGCGCCGCCGGGAGGAGAAGCAGCAAAAGCAGGAACAGGAAAUGACCAAAAAGAAACAGGAAGUGGCGGACGAGAGCGUGCCGACGACGUCGUCGUCGACGUCCAAGAGGAAAGAGACGGACCCCAAUCUGUCUUUACUCAUCAAGAACAUCAAGAACAAGACGGAACAGUUUCAGGCCCGCAAGAAACAGAAGAUGUAAUAGAGGGUUCUGUUUUAAAGGUGGGAAAGAAUUGAGAGCAGUACCCCAUCAUGUACUGUCCAAACUGACUUGAUUUACAAUUAAACCACCAAAAACUCUGGUUAAAUCCACCCCAUCAUCUACAUUCAGAAGUGUGCACUAGGACUCUCAUAACUGCUUCCUGAAAAUGGGAAACUUUUUGGAUACUUGUGGGCGAUCCAGCGACUUUCUAUGUAAGAUUUUCCUGUUUUGAGGCUAAAGUUGACUCCCCCCCCCCCCCCUCUCAUUAUCAUUAAAAGAGGACGACUCCAGAAAAAAAGUCACUUUCACAGAAACUGUUAACGUUUUUUAUUGUU